Molecule: messenger RNA, 1463 nt
Organism: Hevea brasiliensis (rubber tree)
Lineage: Eukaryota; Viridiplantae; Streptophyta; Magnoliopsida; Malpighiales; Euphorbiaceae
Product: bifunctional nitrilase/nitrile hydratase NIT4A
Exons: 5
Coding region: 124-1209 (361 amino acids)
Biological process (GO): detoxification of nitrogen compound
Molecular function (GO): nitrilase activity; nitrile hydratase activity
Source: RefSeq, a predicted model, not a curated record
AGCCACAAUGCAUGACGUAUAUGAUCCUGACGUACAUGUUCAUGUGGAGCCCAAGUAAACAAAAUAAAAAUAACCACUCAACAUAAACAAGGGGCGAGUCUGGAUAUCUCUGCCGGCUCAAACAUGCAGCCUACCAACGGCGAUCAAAACCACUCUAUCAAAGAGGGCAUGGCACUUGUUCCAGCACCCGAUGCUCCGCUUUUCGCGGAGGUCGACAUGGGAGCAGACUCCUCCGCACUUACCGUCCGAGCCACCGUCGUCCAGGCCUCCACCGUCUUCUAUGACACUCCCGCCACUCUUGAUAAGGCAGAGAGAUUAUUGGCGGAAGCAGCUGCUUAUGGAUCCCAGCUUGUUGUGUUUCCUGAAGCUUUUAUUGGUGGUUACCCUCGUGGAUCCAAUUUUGGUGCUGCCGUUGGAAAUAGAACUCCCAAAGGCAGAGAGGAGUUCCGCAAAUAUCAUGCUUCAGCCAUUAAUGUCCCAGGUCCUGAAGUGGAUCGCUUGGCAGCUAUGGCUGGAAAAUAUAAACUAUAUUUAGUAAUGGGUGUGAUAGAGAGAGAUGGAUAUACUCUUUAUUGCACUAUUUUGUUUUUUGAUUCUCAAGGUCAUUACCUGGGAAAGCACCGAAAACUCAUGCCAACUGCCACAGAGCGUAUAGUUUGGGGAUUUGGGGAUGGAUCAACAAUUCCUGUUAUUGACACCCCAAUUGGAAAAAUUGGUGGUGCUAUUUGUUGGGAAAAUAGAAUGCCACUUCUAAGGACAGCUAUGUAUGGUAAAGGUGUUGAGAUAUAUUGUGCACCAACUGCUGAUGCCAGAGGCACUUGGCAAGCAACAAUGAAGCACAUUGCUCUUGAGGGUGGGUGUUUCGUGCUAUCUGCCAAUCAGUUCUGCCGAAGGAAAGAUUACCCAUCUCCUCCAGAGUACAUAUUUUCUGGAAUAGAAGAAGAACUCACACCAGAUUCUGUUGUCUGUGCUGGAGGCAGUGUUAUCAUCUCACCCUUGGGGACUGUUUUAGCAGGACCCAAUUAUGAUGGGGAGGCAUUGAUCUCAGCAGACCUAGAUCUUGGAGAAAUAGCUUGUGCAAAGUUCGACUUUGAUGUGGUUGGGCAUUAUUCAAGGUCUGAAGUUCUAAGCUUGACUGUAAGGGACCAUCCAACAAAUGCAGUUACCUUCACAUCAGCAGCUGCAAAAACUGAAGGCUCUAGUAGAUAGUUGCCUUAUCAGCCAGCAAAUUUUCACAAAAUGAAGUGGCAACUUCACUAAUAAUUGAAUGGGCAACACCAUCUUCGUUAAGAGUGAUUAAAGAUAUGGCUGCUGUUGUAUCUGUUUUUAUUGACAAGUGUCUCCUUGAAUGGGAAAUGUCUUGACUUCUUCUGGUUAUUGGAUGUAGAUGUGAUAAUUCAGCUUCUAGCAAUAAAUAAUGGCUGCCGCAGGAUUCCAAUCUUGCACAAAGCCUUGUUACUCCA